This is a messenger RNA of Neodiprion virginianus, 6873 nucleotides long. RefSeq lists its product as uncharacterized. The record is from RefSeq and is a predicted model, not a curated record. The transcript has 11 exons. Lineage: Eukaryota; Metazoa; Arthropoda; Insecta; Hymenoptera; Diprionidae. Bases 644 to 5686 code for a protein of 1680 amino acids.
GCAGCCGCCAGGCCGGAGUCUCCGCCUGAACGCACUUCGCGCACGACCGCCGGGUGAACCGCUUCCCAACGGGGAAGAAAAUGUGGAAUUUCAAGAGACGCGAAAGCCCGAAAUUCCCGUUUCCGCGACUCGGUUAUCACCGGUGAAAUAGCAUUCGAUAACUCCGAAAAAAAGGCCCCUCUGAUUAUUCGCACGCGUGAAAUCGAAUCCCGAAUCAGUGGGGUUAACGGAGGUAAGCUAGUCGCGAAUUUCUUACAGCAGGACAAGUGAUUAAACAGAAUUUGUAUAGUAAUUUUGAAUUGAUAAAACAUAAAAAUCGAAUAAACAGCUCGAAUUAAGUUUUAACCAAUCUACAGUGUGCACGUUUCAUUCGCUAAUACAGUUCAUGUACAACAAGUGUUCGGUGUGUAUGAUUUGUUAGUAUAACGGUGAAGCGGAGAAUACACUGUGGAAAUGUGUGAAAUUGAAUGGGAAAAGCCCGCAAGUGCGACGAAAGCAGGAUCCGACGACGAAGCGUGUACGAUGAAAGAGCUACCGCGAUGGGCCUGAGUUGAAAAGAAGUGAAAAAAAGAAUUGACAAUCGUCGACAAGAAGACCCACCCGGAUGUUAUGAUCGUUAACAAGCUAGAAUUAGCGAAUCGAGAUGCCGUUCGUUGCCAGAAAAGUGGAACCGCGGUUGCUGUGCAGGGGCCACGUACCCCCGGGCCCCUCUUCGGGGGCCGCCGGGGCCGAGUUGGAUUCCGUAGCUCACGGGGCCCUGACAAGUUGCCUGAAGCAGCUCGCCUGCGUGCUUACUUUGGCCGAAGACAUCUUCGCCGAGCUGACCUCCGAGCUGACUACCAUAGCUGACAGAAGCGGGGCCCUAAGGCUGAGGGUCGACAAGGUCGACGAGUGCCUGGCAACGAUCGACCCAAAGAAGGUCCCAGUCCCGGAGUCUGACAUUUCGACAUUCGCGUCCCGCAAGGAUCACUACCAUGGCAGAAACGACGUCAAAGCGAAGCUAUUCACGGCUGAUACAAGGCCAAAGAUCCUGAGGGAGCUUUACGAGGCCGCGGCUGUCGUAGCUGUCAGAAGUCUGGACUCGAUAAGUCGGGAUGGCAGGAACAACUCGACGGACAUGUACCUCUGCACACCUGUGCUGGGCAAGAAACGCGUCGAUCAGAGUCUGGAAAUCGAGUCAAGAGUGCCGGCUGCCAUCGAAGACUUGCGCAGAUGGACGUCGACGGAAGCCCUUGGCGACGUUACCGUACCACCGGAUUGUAUGUCAAGGAUCCUUACCGAUGCAACUGACGACGAUGCCGUUGACCACAAGCUCCCGAGCCCGGAAGAACAAGUGCAAGCUGUCGCCCUGAGAUUCCCAGCUGAAGUUGUCGCCGUCGACGUCAGCGGAAGGGGCUUCGAACGAAUGUCCAUUAGACGACGGUCCCUUCUUUCGCCGGCUGGACAAGAGAGCAAUGAAGUUGCCGUAAAGCGAAGAUCCCGACCCAGGAGACCGAGAGGCAAACGGCGAAACACCAUCGCCGGUAUCGACCAUAAGGAAAUCCGUCAGGCGAUAGGAGGGGAAACGGCGACGGAGGGUCUGGAAGAAGAGGAAGCAUCGCCAGUGGCGAGUUCACGGGCGCACAGAUCGGCGAGUACGGACCUCCUUGGCUCGAAAAAAGAGUCGCCGUCGGAGAAGAAGUCGCACUUCAACACGCUGAAGGCCUGGGGAAUGUCACGACUGAAGUUGAUCAGUCCAAAGUCGAGUCAGAACGUACAGGACUCAGGCGUUGGGGGCGGAUCGAGCCGCUCGGAGGAGCAUGAUCAGUCGGCCGAGGAGAAGCAGUCCGGCUCUCCGGAGGAGGUCAACAUCUACGAGACCGUGACGAUGCGGAGGAGGAAGGAGAAGUUCCAUGAGCGCAAACCCAGCUCGUCGAGCUCAAGCGGCAAGAGCACCUCCAGCAUCCCUGUAUCUGCACCUCCGGUCGAACGUCAGGCCAACGUUAAGCUCAGAGAGAGCGCCGCUCAGCGCAGGGAACGCCGCAAAGGCAAUCGCGAAGACGCUCCGCACUCCAGCUCUGGAAACUGGAGCGCCUCUUCGGAGAGCGGUAGAGCCAGCAUCGGAAGCGAAACCACAACGACCACUCAUCCGCCGAGGUACAGGUCAACGACCACCGCUUCGAUCGGAACUUCGUCAACGUCGUUGAGCCAUGUCAGACGCCCGAAGGGAAGGGAUACUUCGGCAUCAUCCUCAGUCACCUCGGAGGGAACUCUGACUCCGGAUAUAAUCCACGACAUAACCGCCGUACCCUUUUCCGACGACGGUGAAAACUCCUCGGUUUACUCAUGCGACACCGAAGGUUACUACACCUCUUUCCACGUUGAUUCCGGGCUCAAGACUCUUAGGGAGGAGGAAUCCCUGCCCCAAAGUCCGCUCACCAAGUCUUGCGACCUCAGCCCAGAACUCGCUUCUCCCGUUGCCGAAAAUGAAUACGAACUGUUUGGCAGGGGUUCCACCUCCACCACCACUAGCUCGGCCGGCACCGUUUGCACCACUCUUCUUGCGCCACCUCCUCCGGAACGAAAAUCCAGCUUGACGGUCGUGGCAAUGGUUCAUGGUCAGAACCAAAACGGUGGCCAGUCGCCAGACAGCGGCCACAACACGUCGUCGUCGCCAGUGGAGUCGGCGUCAAGCCCAGCAUGCACGGGUCGGUCAUGUUCGGAGUUCGAGUACUCGGAGUCGAGUGAUUUGGAGGGCUGCGAGCGAGUAGAAAGGAUCAGGUCAAAAACGGCGAUAAACGUCAGCCGUAUACCAUCGAUGUGCGUGAUAACGCCGCCAGGUUCGGACGACGAGACAUCGAAAGACGGAGAGGCCUUCAGAGGGCGGAUGGAGCUGGGCUCGGUGCUGAUGUCGGCGACGGUCGGUACCUCAAAGAUGGAGGUGAUAAACGGGCAGGACAAGAAUCCCUACGCCACCGUCCAGACGGUCCUGCCGCAUGAAAAGGCAGGCGAAAAUUCCUGCAGACGGAUUUCCCAAAGCUCGCAUAAUCCCGCGGCGGGCUCGUCGAAGGUCAGUCCGCUCAGCGGCGUCCUGGGCAAGCUUCGGUGCGUUCUUCCCGGAGGAGGGAAGAAGACCUCGGCUGCAACGACCAAGACGGGAACCGCAGCCCAGCCGGACCCGGCCAAUCCAGACUCAGGCGACUAUGUCACCAUAGCCGAUGUGAGGAAUAACAACAACAAACGGUCCGAUCACUCGUCCACUCUUGUCCGCGCUCCCCAGCCUGCCGUGACCUACGCCAAUGCCGAUCUCUUCAAGAAGGACGCCGAGUACGUCAGUCUUAGUGACCUUCCCAGGAAGCAGGACUCUUCCUUGGAGCGCAGGAGGCAGGGUGCCAGGGUCACCCUUGACUCGGAGGGCAAGGUCGUUUACUCCUCGGACAGCCUCAAGAGGCGGAAGGGCGCUCAUACCACCUUCAAUCCGGGGCCCUUCGUGAAGGAAGGCGUGUCCCCGACGACUUCGCCGCUGUUGCAUCGAGCCCAGGCGACGGUGCGAGCGGUGAAUCGAGACCUGUCGAUACGAGGUCGAGAAACAACGGACUGUCCGGAAAGUUCGACGCCGCCGAUGUCACCGCAGCUGGGGAAAUUGAUAAUCAGAGCGCCAAAGAGCCCGGAGAGAGCGGCGAGUCCGAACUACGUAAGGACGCCGAGCACCGUUGUGGGACCCACGAGCCCCACCAGCCCCCAGAAACAUUUGAGAGGAGCCUACGUCAACGUGCAAGGCGAAGAAGACAGCGCGUUGCUAGCCGCUUCUAAAGAGACCGUGGCCCAGGAUGGUUUGAGCAAAAAGCCGACGGCACCGCCAUACAUAGAUCCACCGCAGCUCAAAGAUCGAGCGGAAAAUCUGCAGAGCGAUCCUCGUCGGCAACCGUCGAACGUGAAGCAAAAUGUCUGCCUUAACGACAGAGCCGAUCGAACGACGCGGAAGAUCGAAGCACCGGAUCAGGAGAAGCUGUCCAACUACGCGAACGACAACCGAUCGAACUACAAGGAGAACCAGAACCGGGUUCCGAAGCAAUCGGCGUACUUCGACAGGGAGAAUAACAAGAGAAACAGCGAUCGUUUCUGUGACGGAAACGGAAACGGGAACGCUAAUGGAAAUGGAAAACAGUUCUACACCCUGCCGAACUCUCGGACUUCGCCAAGGGAGCUUAUCGAACCACCGAGAAGCGUCACUCCCGACAUUACUCGUGGCCUUGCACGCGGCCCUCUUUCCGCCAUGCAUAUGAUGGCCAGACGCGGACAGAAUAUUUCCGCAUCUGCGGAACGCCCGUCGCGCCCUUCCGGUCACGGCUUAGACAGCGAUGGACACAUCGCUAAUAACGAUGUGGGAAAAACACAGAAUCAACGCCAGGAACAGAAAGCGUCGAUACCCAGGAACAGAUUCAUCGUUCCUGCGAGUUUGGCGGCGGUUGGUUACCGGUUCAUAGCAGCACCCCCUGUUCAAAAUCCUCCUUCCCAUCAGGGGUGGAAGUCCCCCGGGACUGGAGACCCUCUGCGGCAGGCUGGAUUAUCGCCGAUCGGACCGGGUGGAAAUAGGGGAUUCCAGUCAUCGACGCCAGGGGGUGGAGAAUCGAAAACGGGGGCGCAAAGCACGCAGCACCAUUCCAGGCUCGCUCCGCCAGUCCAGAACAGUUCCGGAAGAAACACUCCCGCCAAUCUAGUCCUUUCACCAACCAGAAGCACCAUGUCCAAUGAGGAGCUAUUCGCCAUGAUCCACAAGUCGAAAAGGCGCCUCAAUAUCAAGGAGGAACCCGAUCUUCGACUUUUCGGCGACCCUGGCGCCGCUUCCUCCCACAAUCAGGCUAACUCCAGGCACAGCUGGAGCCCGGAGUCGCAGGAAAUUCCGGUAGUACCCAAGAGCGUGAACCCAAUAUCGUCAACGUCUCGUCGUGAUUUCAAGCGCCUGUUGCUUCAGCAGAGCGUAAAAGCAGGCCCAACAAGGUUGUCGGCAGCUGAGCAGCUGAAGCUGUCCCGGCAGCAGACUCAGCAGCAGCAACAACAGCUACUCCACCAACAGCGACAACAACAACAACUGCAAUCGCCGCCGCCCCCGGUGAAAGUGCUGAGUCCCCGAGCAGCAUGGCGAUUCCCGAGUCCGCGAUCCGACGUCUUGUCCUCGACAAUAAUCGAGGACGCGGCUGCCGAGGAGAAGGCGAUGAAACCAUCGCCGGAAAACCCCUCGCCGAUGUCGAGGCCCGUCUCGAAGCGGCAGCUGGACUUGGGGGGCCCAGGCCCAAAAAUCGAUUCGAUAAUCGCACCCACCACAAACGUUCCUAACUCAAGUAUUAAUGCGGCCAAUUUUUCGACCCCGAAGAAGCGGCCGUUGAUCUCUGCUGAAGGCUCAGCCGGAAGGUUCGAAGAGAUUAAAAAUUCGUCGCAAAUUCCCAGCAGCGUAACGGUUCUUCCGGGACUUAAGGAUUUGCAUGGGAUCGCCGAGAGCAGGCGAAUCAACAAUCAGCUGGCAAGGGCCCAAUUCUUGGCUAGCUUUCCGGCGACCGUUACACCGUCCUGGACAACGAGCCAAAACCAAACUUCCGCCAACUAUUUUACCAGACACAAUCGCGCCAGGUCUGAAUCGCCCCAACAUGGCGUCGUGCAAAACGUUUCGCGCAGCCCAAGCGCACCGACUUUAGAAACCGCCCUUUGAAAAAAAAAAAAAAAUAAACGAGAAGACUAAUUUCAGUCAUUCAAAAAUAAGACCGCGUUUGCCGUUUUUAUUUAUAUUUAUUCAUCGUGUUUUAUUUUUUUUAUUUUUAUUUUCUUGAGAAGUCUAUAAUUUCACCGAAUUUGCACAAAACGUUAGGUUAUUAAUUUAUUAUUUUUACUACCACUAUUAUUAUUAUCAUUAUUGAGUAAUACGCGUCCUAUGUACAAUAUUCAUCAUCCGAUUGUACUCGAGUGAGAGAAAAAGGGCAGCAAAAAAAAAACAGACGUGAGAUUACAAAAAAAGAGGAUAAAUUAAAUGACUGUACAUAUGCGAUAGAACGAUAAUUAGAGUAUACAUAUAACCUAGUACAUGACGUGAAAUAUAAAUCAAUUCCUGGCAGCUUAAAAUACGUACAGUUUAAUGUUUUUAUAAUACAAUCAUCUCAGUAAGAGUUUAUUUUGGACUAUUGUUUUAUUGUGGUAAAUGCAAAUUUUUGGAAGUAAAAAAAAAAUAAUAAAAAAACCAAAAAAGUCAGAUAAAGUCGUCCAUACUCGGGUACAAUUAAUCCGUGUGGAUGCGACUAUCCGACAAACGAGAAAAAAAAGUAAGAGGAAAAGAAACAUCUUUGUAAAUUAUUCAAAGCUGAUGUUAAGUGUCAGAGGAGAAAUAGAAAAAUCAUUAACAUAUAAUCGAAACUGCACGCUGGCUAUGAAUCUACAGUAAAACGGAAAAAAUAAUAUAAUAAGAAAGAUUACAAGGCUAUUAUAUAACGUUUAGCUUACUGAUGAACGAUAUACAUACAUGCAUAUAGGUUCCUGGGUAUAUAAGUAGAUAUUAAUAUAAUAUAUUGAGAGAGAAUGAGAGUAAAAAUAUUUAAAAGCUGCUGCAUAUGUUAUGUUGAAUUGAAAGCUGGUUGCCUUAAAUUAUUUAUAAGAGCUUGAUAAUGAUAAUAAUUACCGAUUUGUGACGUUCGGACGUAUUGUAAGAAUCGAAGACAAAGUACAACCUGAUAGUGCGAUUAUAACAAAACACACCGGUCGUUCGCACGCAAUGCAGCACUCAAUUAAUGUUGGAUAAAAAAAGCACGAAACGGAAGAGGUAAGAAAAUUAAUUGAAUAUAUCGUGUUGAGGCCAAAACAUGUUAUGCCCUCCGUUCUUGAAUAAAAAAGCGAAUUUUAUACAUUGCA